UACACGCUCCAGCAGCGCAGCUCUGCUCCGCGCUCCCUCCUCCUCGCCCUCCGUGCAGGAUAGCUGCCUGAGCCAGGGUCUGCUUCUCGCAGGAAGGCAUCUCAGGCGGCUCCGGUGGAUGUGGGGAGUGGAUGGCCCCGGCUCCGCUCCUGAAGGGGCUCUGCGCUGAAGAUGGAUGACUUGGCUCUCCUUGACCUGUUGGAGUGUCCCGUGUGCUUUGAAAAGCUCGAUGCCACAGCAAAGGUGCUGCCGUGCCAGCACACUUUCUGCAAGCCCUGUCUGCAGAGGAUCCUGAAAUCCCAGAAGGAGCUCCGGUGCCCCGAGUGCAGGACCCUCGUCCUGGGCAGCAUCGAGCAGCUGCCCUCCAACCUGCUCCUCAUUCGCCUCCUGGAUGGAGUCAGGUGUGGACAAAACGUCACCAGGUUUGGCUCGGUCCAGAGGUCGGGGGUCCUGUCCUCCCCCGCCUCCAUCAGGAGAGUCCCCAGGGGGCUGCAGCUGCACCAGCACCGGCUGGCAACGAAUCCUCGGAUCCACAUGGAGGGGGUGCCACGAGCCAGGGCCCUGUACACCUACCGCGGGCACAGCCCCGGGGAGCUGCGCUUCAACAAGGGGGACACCAUCGCGCUGCUGCGGCAGCUGGACGAGAACUGGUACCUGGGCGAGCUCAACGGCAUCAGCGGCGUUUUCCCGGCCAGCUCCGUGCAGGUCAUCAAGCACCUGCCCCUGCCGCGCCCGCUCUACAGCCUGGACCCGCGGGGCCGGGACAAGGCGGAGGGCAAGGACGCCCCGACCUUCCCGAAGCCGAGCAGCCCCGCGCAGCAGCUCCUGCAGGCCACCAAGGGCCACUGGUCCCCCCCGCCCAAGGGCGCGUCCCUGCGCGCGGCGGCGGCCAAGGCCAAGGCCGCGGACUCGGCGGCUUUCCCCAAGGUGCCCGACUCCAGGCGGAAGAGCCUGCGGCAGUUCUCCAUCACCACGGCCCUCAACACCCUGAACCGCAUGGUGCACGCGCCCGCCGAGCGCCCGGCGCUGCAGAUCAGCUCCCCCGUGCUCAUCAGCUCCAGCAACCCCACCGUGGCCACCCAGAGCAGCGAGAAAGCCGAGCUCCCCUGCGGGACCCCGCUGCAGGUCAGCACCUCUUACUACCCCACACCAGGACCACUGGGGCCCCCAGCAGCCAUCGUCACCCUUCCCCACCUGCAGCACCACGGGCCAGCCUACCUGUGCGUGGCUCUCCACUCCUACGCGGCUCAUGGACCAGACGAGCUGGAGCUGCAGAAGGGAGAAGGGGUCCGCGUCUUCGGCAAGGACCAGGACGGGUGGCUGCGGGGCAUGUCCCUCGUCACCGGCAGAGUCGGCCUCUUCCCCAGCAACUACGUCACUCCCCUCUUCAGGAAAUCCAGUCUCUCCGACUCGAAGAUGCCUUCCCUGUACACCUCAUGGACGCUGUCGACCUCCUCGCUGUCCUCCCAGGGGAGCAUGUCCGAGAGCGGCCCGAGGCAGAGCCGGGCCCUGCGGCCGCUGCUGCUGCCCGUGCCCGUCCCUUCCCCCGGGCGGGGCGCGCUGGCACCGGCCCCGCUGCGGCGCGGCCGCGGCAGCACCAGGAGGAACGGAUCCCUGCAGAGGUCAGGACAGGCGGGGACCCCCGUGCAGAUCACCGGCUCCCUCAGGCGUCCCACGGCUGCGGGGCGACCUCAGCACUUCCAGCUUUACCCGCACGUCAGCUCCCCACCGCACAGCGUCCCUCCCGGAGCCGGCGUGGACGAGACAACGAGGCCGAACUCCUCCUAUGAGGCUUCACCGGCGCUGCUGGUCAGGGGAGGGGAGAGCCGGAGCCCCUCCGUGUGCAGCUCGGUGAUCCUGGACGCCAAAGACCCCUCGGUGAAGAGCGAGGCAGCUCCAAAGCCGCCUGCAUCAGCCCCGCCGUCCAUCCUGGUGAAACCAGAAACCUCCCGCAACAGCGCCGAGAAGCAAGUGAAGACGGUGCGGUUCCAGAACCACAGCCCGCCGCCGCCCAAGCGGCACAGCCUGCAGCCCUCGCCGAGCCUGCCCCGCAGCAGGACCGAGCCCGGGCCCGAGGGGCUCCUGGCCGAGCCCCGCCUGGGCCCCGAGCUGCUGGUGCUGUACUCGCCGCGCCUGGGCUCCAGCCCCCUGCACCCGCGCCGGGCGCUGCACCCCAAGGCGCUGUCGCUGGACCUCUCGGGGCAGCUGACCUUCCCCAUCAAGAAGAGCUACAGCAGCAUCUCAGCAAACUGACCGGGUAACCCGCGCCGGCCUUCCUCCCCGCUCCUGCUCCUCUCCCUCGCUCCCGGCGGGCGCCCAGCCCUGCAUCCUCCCCCGGGCGGGGCCGCUGCUCCCGCACCGCCGGCACCCUCGGCCGGCGAGCCUGGGGCUCGCAGAGAGCUGCGGGCACCUCUGAGGGACCCCCGGCCCGGGGCUGGGGAGCACGGCGAGAUGUGCCGGGCUCUGCCGCACAUCUCUGCCCGCACAUCUCCCGGACCUUCCCCGGGCCGCUGCCCGCGCCGCACCACCGGAGCAGCGGCACGGGAGGAACGCGUGCAGGUAUCGGAAGGAGUUACACUUGCUUUGAUCUCCUCAGGGCUGCAGGAAAGCCCACGGAGAUCAAACACUGGCUCAUUACCUGCCUGCCUCAGGAUAAAGAAACCGUAAAUCAGAAUCAGUCAGCUCCUGGCUGAUGGUUCAUGCUGCCUUUGAGGGGAGGGGGUCACUCCGAUCUUUCAUUAGGGUGGUUGCUUGCUUGCUUUUCUCAUUGGUUUUAGCCUAGGAAUUUUAACACAGAAGCCUAAAAGGUGAUUUGGAGGGCAAAGAGCCAAUGCAAGGGGCUUUGCCAUCACUGCAGUCACCCAGGCUCUGCAGUGAGGGCACUGAAUCUCCCUUAUCCUCCUUGCUUGCUUUUCCUCUGGUCACCUGUCAGCUACCUCCUGCCCAUGAGCUCCUUCCAGCCCCUUCCCACCACCCACCCACUCAGAUGUGGCUGUUGUAAAUACCUUAAGUGGGAUUCAUGGGUUUCAGAUGCAUGAAACACUGCCUGUGUGACAGAGAGCAGAACUCAGAGCUCACCAUGCCCCAGACCCCCUCUGCCCCAGCACCACCAGCUCUGGCUUCCAGCUUGCCCCAGUCCAAGCAUUCCCCUGUGAAUCCCAGGGAAGGCAGCAGAGCUCUGCUGGCUCACAGCUGUGCCUGCUCUCCAUCAAACCUCUGCACAGCAGAUUUUGGUUUUCAUACUUGGUUUCCAUCGCUGGUUUAUCCAUCGGCAGUUCCCAGCCCAGCUGCAGGCACCAGCCGCCCUCUCCUGACAGGAGGAGCUGUGCUCCCUCCAAAACUGCCCUGAAAUCCCAUCCUCGGCUACCUGCAUACUGACCCGGGGAAGAAACUCCACUGGUCAAUGGGAGACUCCUCAGAGAAGGACAUUUUUUUCCUAAAAACACACAAAGGGAAUGGAUAAAACAAUUCACUACACCACAACCCCCGGGCCUUCCCUCUUCCAGACUUCCAGUUUGUGGAGCAGGAAAGCUGGGUCUGCCUGCGGGGAUUUUCAGUGGCACAGCAACCUCCGGGGCACAGAUCUGUUCUCACUCUGGGCUCUCUGUCAGUAUUCCAGCUCCUGCAGAAACACCCCAACAAGCUGAAAGCGUGCUCUGUGCCCAGGUAUAAAAGGUGGCAGCAGCUGCAAAAAUGAGAGUGAGUCCAACCAAUGCCACCUCUGAGACAGCUAAAUGCCUCAGAGGAGACGUGCUGGUUCUGUGCUGAGGACUCCUGUCAUCCUUUUAAAGCUGAACCAGAAAGCAGCUGGCUCUGUCGCCGAGACACAUCCACAUAUCCCAGCACGCCCAGAAAUGAACAGAAUUGCACUCAGUCCAUCAGCCCCUCUCUCCCUCUGAGAACUAAGAAUGCAAACACUGGCUCCAAAACGUUUUAGUUGGAAACACCAGAGCAGCCUGGAACUGUGUAAAAUCACACAUUUAUCAUUCUCAGGAGUUUAUUCACUGCCCAACAGUCAGUGCAGUUAAUCUGUGAAACAGCAUGUUUGAAGAGUAAUCACAGCUCAAAGCUUUUCAAGUUUUUUGUCAUGAAGUUCAGUAUCUGUCCCAUUUAAAAAGUAACUUCCAAAUAUUCAUGAGAUCAGCGUUUAGAACCCCAAACUGUCCACGAAGCCCUUGGGAGCUCCACAGGCUGAUCCCUUAGUCCAUGUUCCCAAUGGGAAGCGCUGAUGGAUCCGAGUGCCUGGGGAACAGCACCCAAGGGACCCCCCAUGUCAGGCUGAGCAGGACUGUAAGGGUAACAAAGGGGGAAGAAGAUCUAUCUGCACCAAAGUUACAGCCAAAAUAGAUCUCACAGGCAGAAGGGGUCAAUAAAAGUUCCCUAAUCCUUUACAUGACCAAGCAGGGAGUUCCAUUGUCUGCUUUCUGCAUCCAGCCCAGGGAAUGCUCCAAUGAAAUGUUACAGCCAGGUCACCAUCAGUAAGAAAUCAUAAAUUACUAUUUUUACAUAUAUAUCUUAGAAACAGUAGGAUGUAUAACCUUUGCUUAGUUGGUGAUGGGUAGGAGGAAUAAAUAAAAUAUGUUUAGUUUAUUGUUCAGAGACACUUGUACAAAUUCAGGGAUGCUGAAUAUUUUUUCCAUGAAGAGAAGUUCAUUUUUUUAAAAGGUUUUUUCAAUUUAAGGUACUAUUUGGGGGAAAAGUCAAUAAACAAGAAGAUAUUAGUUUCCUGUUUUGUACUAAUCCUCAAGCUAUUUAUUUUGUAUUUCUGUAAAAAAAAGCAAUGGUUUAAAGACAUUUUAAGUUUUCAGAAGUUUAUUCAUCUAAGUUUAUAGCACUAAUGCUUAGCUCUGUAGCCUGUAGAUAAUUAAAUUAAUUGGGGCCAAGUGGAUUGCUGCCCCUCAUGCACUGGGGGGGCACUGGGGAAAAUGGGACUCAGGAAAGCUUUGGCACCCACCGUGUGAGACACCAGCCUGUGGGAGCUGCUGUGGCACCAUUAAAACUUUUUGCAUGAAA
Vidua macroura (Pin-tailed whydah) is the source of this 5013-nucleotide messenger RNA. RefSeq names its product SH3 domain containing ring finger 2 (gene SH3RF2). Gene Ontology annotation, molecular function: ubiquitin protein ligase activity; protein phosphatase 1 binding. The transcript is spliced from 8 exons. The record is from RefSeq and is a predicted model, not a curated record. Lineage: Eukaryota; Metazoa; Chordata; Aves; Passeriformes; Viduidae. Bases 172 to 2253 code for a protein of 693 amino acids. Gene Ontology annotation, cellular component: nucleoplasm. Gene Ontology annotation, biological process: positive regulation of JNK cascade; negative regulation of apoptotic process; positive regulation of proteasomal ubiquitin-dependent protein catabolic process.